This is a messenger RNA of Selaginella moellendorffii, 4254 nucleotides long. Its product is annotated as nuclear pore complex protein NUP133. Gene Ontology annotation, cellular component: nuclear pore outer ring. The record is from RefSeq and is a predicted model, not a curated record. Gene Ontology annotation, biological process: protein import into nucleus; poly(A)+ mRNA export from nucleus; transcription-dependent tethering of RNA polymerase II gene DNA at nuclear periphery. The coding region runs from base 121 to 3801 and encodes 1226 amino acids. The transcript has 8 exons. Gene Ontology annotation, molecular function: protein binding; structural constituent of nuclear pore. NCBI's taxonomy places the organism in Eukaryota, Viridiplantae, Streptophyta, Lycopodiopsida, Selaginellales, Selaginellaceae.
UUCUCUCCCGCCUCGCGAGGCGCUCGAGCUCGCAAGGCUCCGCAGCGGCAUGGCGCGGAUUCGCCAGCGCCUGCGCUCGGAUCUGCUGCCACCGCCUCCAGCUCGCCUCAAGCGCCGCCGAUGCCGACGCCUUCUCCUGCCUCCAAGCAUUUCAGGAUGGCUCCCAUUUUGAAGAGUGGAGACAAGAAAUCCAUCGCCGACGGCUGUGACCCUGUCUUUGUGUGCGAUUUUCCUCAUCAGCUUAGAGCUGCUGUUGCGGAGGCAGCUCCUUCACAUCGCUCAGAGGCGAGAGGUGGAAUGGAUGGCGGAAGUGGUCUCUCUUGGAUGCUCCACAGGACCAAGAUCUUCGUGUGGAGCCAUUUGCGCAACCAGGCGUCGUCAGAGUGUAAGAUUCUCAACGUCCCACCACAGCUUUGCACGGAAGGCGAUGGUCAGAGUAUUGAUUCCAGACAUGGAAGUAGCUGGCUCGUCCGGAUUGUGAAUCGUGGGAAGGAGUCUAGUCUCGUGAAAGGUCGCGUUUCAGCUAGCCUCGUUCUAUGCAGUCAGAAGAGCUUGACGGUGGUUUACUGGCCGGAUAUUUUCAGGGACACAGAGAGCUUGCCUGUGGUGGCUAUGCCGGAUGACAAGCUUCUUCAGAUAGAUGACAGAUAUGGUGGAGCUCCCGGACGGAGGUCUUCUUCGUCGUCGUAUGGUCCUCAAGCAGAUACAAAGCCGGUGAAGUCACUCAUUGCCACAGGACUUAGAAAUCUGGAAUGCGUAGCCAUUGCCAGCUGCUUGGGGAACUUAUGGAGGUUCGACUGCUCCGUGUCUGGGAUUUCCUGGCGGUCUGUAAAUGCUGAGAUUCGUGGGAAGAGCGACAACUUUGGGCCUUUCGAUUUCAACAACACUGGCAUAGUCCGCUCCCUGGUGUGGUGGUCACGGGAGGAGCUUUUACUGCUGACUCCCAGGGGGAUCGAGUGCUGGGACGUGCAGUUAGUGAAAGGUGGUCAGCUCUCAAAGGCCUGGGCUUACGAUAUCUCCGAAGACGCGGAGGUUUUGAAGGAUCUAACGAGUCAGAAACAAGUGUGGCUUCUCGAUUUGCAAGUUACUGCGGAAAAGAACCUGACCGUGCUAGCGGCAUCUUUAUCCAAGGAUCGAGUCACGAGCUCCAGUUACAUGCAGUACUUCAUGCUCACUUUUCUGUGUGCACUACCUUCGGGUAGGAGAUUCGGCGAAUGCUGUGACCCGCAGUUCAGAUGCGUCAAGAAGAAAGCUCCAGCACAAGUUAUCUUACCAAAGGCUCGAGUAGAGGAGGAGGAGUUUCUGUAUUCGAUGCAGCUCCGAGUUGGUGGAAAGCCUGCCGGUUCAGCCAUGGUUCUUGCAGGUGAUGGCACCGCAACGAUCUCUCAUUACUUACACGGUGUUGGUCGGCUAUACCAGUUCGAUCUUGCAUGGGAUGCCGGCAGAGUUUUAGACGCUUCUGUGGUACCUUCGGUGGAUGACAGCGACGAAGGCGCUUGGCUUGUUUUGACUGAGAAAGCAGGAGUGUGGGGGAUUCCUGAAAGAGCUGUGCUGCUUGGUGCUGUUGAGCCUCCGGAAAGGAGCCUCUCGCGGAAAGGCAGUGCUAAAGACGAGUCCGUCAAGGAGCAGAGGCGACGAUUAGCAGUCGAAAGCACGGAUGGUGUGGGAAAAGUCCUGACAAGGAAUUCUACUCAACGUCUUCUCCAAGAUGAAGAAGCAGAGGCAACAGUCGGUCAGCUAUUUCAACAUUAUCUGACUACUCGGCAAGUGAUCGCGGUCUUUGAGAAGCUACAGAAGACCGGAGCAUUCGAUGACGAAGGCGAAAUGAAUAUUUUCGCUCGCUUCAGCAAGUCAAUUGUCGAUACAAUAGCCAAGCAUUGGGCUUCGGGUGGAGCUGGAGGUGCAGCCACGAUGGCCAUUACUGCGCAACUUACUGAGAAACAAAAGCGCCAUCAACAGUAUCUGAAUUUUCUCGCAGCUUCUAAAUGUCAUGAGUUCCUUCGGCACCAACGAAGGAGUAGUCUGCACACGGUUCUGGAGCAUGGUGAGAAACUUGCUGCGUUGCUAAAGAUCAAGGACACGUACAACUCUCGAGCUCCUGGCCAGAGCGGUGGUGAAGCAGAAGAAGCUGAGAUUACUGGAGCUCUCUGGGAUACAAUUCAGCUAGUCGGAGAGAAAGCUCGCAGAAAGAAUGUGAUGCUUAUGGACAAGGAAAAGAUGGAGGUGUUUUUUACGCGGGUAUCAGACAUAGAAGAGCUUUUCGGCUGCAUCGAUGAACACAGUCAAGCUAUAAUCGGGCAGGAGAUGUCACUGAAGUCACAAACCGAACGCUUAUGCGAGGUUGCCGACGCCUGCUCCUCUGCUGUUAGAGCUGGCAUUCAGUACAGGGAUACACAACAGACAUGGUAUCCGUCGCCAGAGGGCUUGACGGCCUGGUACUGUAAAGCAACAGUGCGUUCCGGAUUAUGGCGACUGGCGACCCAUCUUAUGGACGUCCAGACAGAGCUUGACGUCCAGUCGAAGGAAAAGCUGAUGGUAUCUCUUGCUGAUAUAGCCGAUGUUCUUCUUGAAGGCUAUGCCGGUGCCAUUUUGGCCAAGAUAGAGCGCGACGAGGAGUACCGAGGCUUGCAACUCGAGUACUGGAGCAGACGUGAUAGCCUUCUACUGACUCUUCAACAGCAUGAAAGAGAAGCAUCCGAACUGGCUUCUCAGCACGCUGAAAGCGCCGACGCGGGGGAGAAGAAACGGCUGGAAGUGCUGCGAGAUCGGUAUUCGUCGCUUUUGGCUUUGGCUCGACGUCAUGCAGGCUAUCAGACACUUUGGGAAAUAUGCAUCGAUCUCAAUGACAUGGAUUGUCUGCGCAAACUUAUGCAUGAGAGCAUGGGAUUGAAGGAAGGACGCUUCAGCAACUACGUUUUUGAGCAGUUCCUGAAGAAAGGCCAGUACUCCAAGCUACUGCGUCUGGGAGAAGAGUUUGCAGAAGACCUUGCGUCCUUUCUUCGGGACAAGAAAUCUCUUUCCUGGCUCCAUGAUUUCUUCCUCAAGAGAUUCACUGCUGCGUCGGAUACCAUCCAUCACUUGGCUCUCUCGAGCAGCGACUUGAAUAUCCCGAUCAUUCGGGACGAAAAACCGACGUCCGGUUUUACUCUAUCUGCCCGACGAAAGCUUUUAUAUCUGGCAAAACUGUCGGCACUUGCAGGCUGGAAGCGUGGAGCUGUUGACAAAUCGAUUCAGAUCGAAGAAGAUCUUGGAAUUUUAGCUGUUCAGGAAGCUGCUGCUGAGUUGGGGAUUGCAACUUUUACCGAAGUUCUGUCACCGCUGCAGCUCGUCGAAGCGUGCCUGAACAGUGGCCACAAGGAACUGGUUCUACGUUCUCUGGAGGUUUUCGCGCUGUCGGGGGACGUUUUCAGAAGAGGGAACAAGAGCCUUUUGGAGGCCGCAUGGCUGAAGCUCGCUGAUCAAGACGACUGGCUGAAAAUGAGGCAGCUCUCGGACGAGGAAUGCUGGAAUGACCAACAGCAGUACGAAGCUCUCAAGGCAACUGCCCUCUACGCAGCGUCAAAGUACUGUUACGGGGGCUCGGCGUUUGUAGUUGGCACACCGUUCGAGGAGACGCUGCAACUUUUUCGAGAGAUCGACGCCAGCAGUCGAAGGGCCGAGCCGGGCAGUGCAGGCUCGGUGAAUGAGGUGCUGACGGAGCACGAGGACUUUCCGGAAGCAGGGGAAGCCAUGGUGAUGGCGCUGAGGAUGGGGAAAGGACUGGAGCUUGUAGCUGAGGAGGACAACAGCAUGGAAAUGUGAUCAUGUCCUCGGGGAACUUGUGCAUGCAUGCCACUGGUCAUCUUUGAGACAACUUUGAAGCGAACUUCCCUCGAGAAACAACAAGCGUCGACGUGCUCACCAGCUUUCAACUAGGAUCGCAGCAGGCCUAAGCAUGCGUCGUCGGCCCAAACCUCUCUGUCUCUCAUCUUUGCAUUGACAUUGUGAGAUUCCAUGGCUGGAUAAAACCCUCCUGCUUAUGAAUAGACAAUCUUGUGAUGAGCAGUGCAGAGAUUAUCAUUAUCAUGGCCAGGUUUUUGCUUGUUGCACGACUAGAGCUGGAUCAAGCUGCCAUUCCCAAGCCUCCUUCCUUCAAGCAGUCGCAAUCCAUUCAAGCUAUACAAUGGAAGAUGAACUGGUAAUGGAUAAAUUUCUCUAUGACUAAGUCUAGAUGUUGAAGCAUUUAUUUAAUAACAUCACACAGCAUCUCGUGCC